Molecule: messenger RNA, 950 nt
Organism: Exophiala xenobiotica
Lineage: Eukaryota; Fungi; Ascomycota; Eurotiomycetes; Chaetothyriales; Herpotrichiellaceae
Exons: 2
Coding region: 15-950 (311 amino acids)
Biological process (GO): biosynthetic process
Cellular component (GO): cytoplasm
Molecular function (GO): isomerase activity
Source: RefSeq, a predicted model, not a curated record
AUACAUCCAUCGUCAUGGCCCCCUCACUCUCCUUCGUCACCCUCGACGUCUUCACGACAUCCCGCUACACUGGCAACCCACUCGCCGUCAUCAACGUACCCGCCUCACUCACACUAUCUCAAUCCCAAAAACAACGCAUAGCCCGCGAAUUCAACCUCUCCGAGAGUGUCUUCCUCCACGAGCAAACCGGCUCUGACAUCGAUUCCUCCUCAGUCCGUAUCGAUAUCUUUACCGCCUACGCUGAGGUCCCCUUCGCUGGCCACCCGACCGUCGGCACCGCAAAUUACCUCCUCCGGAUCCUCCAAAACGACCCGCUCAACCAAGUCAAAGCCCUCGAAGCCAAAGCAGGACGCUUCGGCAUCACGCUCGACCAGGCAGUCGAUGGCACCCGGAUCUCCGUGGCGCAUGAUGUGCAUAUCCACGCCGACCCCUUCGCGGAUCGACCUUUCGGCCAGUAUCCGGUGGUCAGUAUCGUGAAGGGCAUGACAUUCAUCCUGGCCCAGCUUCCAGACCUCGAGGCCCUGGGCCGGCAGACCAAGAACCUGCUCGGGACGGAGAACACGUAUACCUCGCAGGAAGCGCUUGACGAGGGUUGGAGAACGGGGAUCGUGACGACUUAUUUCUUUGUCGACCUCGGCAUCGAAACCUCGACUCAGACUCGAGAUCUGCGCACGCGCAUGUUUGGUUCGCGCGAGGACCCGGCGACAGGCAGUGCUGCGAGCGCGUUGGCGUCCUAUCUCUCUGUGCAGACCGGGCGGGCGGGACGGUACAAAUACCGCCUCACGCAGGGCGUGGAAAUGGGGCAGAAGAGUCAAAUUGCCGUCGAAGUUUCUGUCAAGGCCACUGGUACCGAACGUGGUAAUGACAAGGUAGAAGUCGAAAAGGUCUUGCUCAGUGGGAGCGCCGUGUUGACUAUGCAGGGGAUUUUAGAGAUUCCGGACGAGGAUUAG